AUGUCACAUGAACCAUAUACUUUUAUUAGCCAAGAAACUCCCUUAGUCGAACAAGCAGAACACGUGUUUGGACAAGCAGCCGAACAAAUUUCAUCCCAAGUCGAAUCCGCGAAAGAGACUACUCGUUCGUUAUUCACCACUGUCAAAGAAACAUUUUCACCUGUCACCGGCUGGAUUAGCUGGAUUCAGGAUAAAUUUCCACCUCUCGCUUGGUUCAUAUACGCUGCGGUUAUAUUGAAUGCAAUUCCCAUCGCUAUCUUUCUCGGAUUUUUGGCCGCUACGACGUUGACCGUCUUCUCGAUAGCUGGCGGUGGAAUCCUCGUGGUUGAAGGUUUCUUCUUUUUGCUUGGCUGUGGUGUCGUAUUGCCAGUUAUUGGAUUUGCAGUAUUUGCAGCGUUUAUUGCAUUUGCUUUUGUAUUGUUGACGUAUGGAGGUUGGAAAUUGUUUCGGACUGUGAUUAGGAUUUUCGGAUUCACGUACCAAGAAGCGAAGUUUGAUAUAACUGGGGCAGCGGCAGGAUUUAAGAGAGGCCUCUCUCGUAGUAGAGAAGAAGGUGAAACUUCAUAUGGUAAUCACGGAGCUCGUCAUCGUUAA
Molecule: messenger RNA, 594 nt
Organism: Ambispora gerdemannii
Lineage: Eukaryota; Fungi; Glomeromycota; Glomeromycetes; Archaeosporales; Ambisporaceae
Source: the annotation of a GenBank genome assembly